AUGCCUCAGACUCCGAUUCUCUCCGUCCUCCCCACUCGGAGUCUGGUCGACGAGAAGUUCAAGGUUUUGGUGGAGAAUCUGCCUCCAGGAAGUCCGGUAACCGUUCGCUCCCUCCACCACUCUGAGGACAACCACGACUGGGAGGCCUUCGGGUUCUACGUCAGCGACCAUGGAGGAACCGUCAACGUGUCAGAAGAUAUGAGUUUUGGAGGCACAUACACUGGACAAGAGCCCAUGGGUUUGCUGUGGAGUAUGUGCCCUGUCCCAGGCAGCCGCGAAGGCCUCAGGUUAAGGAAGAAGAACGUGAGCAGCCCCAUGCUGGUCAACAUCUCGAUCCACAGUGGACACGAGGGCUUCAGGGAUCGAGCUCCUCUGGCCUCGGUGCUCGUAGAGAGAUGGUACAUGGCUCCAGGUGUCCAGAGGAUCGAUAUCAGAGAGAAGGAAGUGCGAGGGACUCUGUUUAUACCUCCAGGUCCAGGACCCUUCCCCGGGAUUCUGGACCUUUGGGGAGGUGGUGGAGGGCUGAUAGAGUAUCGCUCUGCUUUGUUGGCGUCCCAUGGUUUUGCUUCGAUGUCGCUGGACUUCUUGGGUUGCGAAUUGCCAGAGUUCAGCCAUUCUGAGACUGCAUUUAAUAUCAUCAAGGACCAUCCUCAAGUGAUUGAAGACAGAGUUGGAGUCUUUGGGCUUUGCCUUGGUUCACUUGUGGCCCUCAACUUAGCAGCAGACAGCACUGUUGUCAAGCCUCGUUGUGCUGUUUGCAUCAGCAGCUUCACAACUUAUCCGAAGGAGAAGCUUCUUGCAUUGUACCCUGACGAAAUUACAAAACGUUUGGACAAGCUAUCUUGGGACGAGAACAAUCAUGAGAUUUGGAAAGGUAUUGGUCUGGCACUUCUUGAUGUCGAUCCCUCAGAGAAAGUGAACAUGGGAAACUUAAAGUCUCCGGUGUUGUUGAUCACUGGCUGUGAUGAUCAGAACUUGUCUUCAUUUGAAGCAGCUGAAGAUAUAGCCCGGAUGAUGUGUGAAGCCGGGAAUGAACACCUGCUGAGCAGAUUGGAGUAUCCUGGUGCCGGACAUCUGAUUGAACCGCCCUUCUCACCUCAUUUCAGGGCUACUCAAUUUAUGACCAGCGAUAGAGGGAAAGUGGUGAUGCUGUGGGGAGGUCACACCAAACCUCAUGCGGACGCUCAGGAGGACUCCUGGAGGAAGAUCUUGAGCUUUCUGCAGCAGCAUCUGUACUGCCGCCACAAGAGUCAGUAA
This is a messenger RNA of Stegastes partitus (bicolor damselfish), 1257 nucleotides long. RefSeq names its product acyl-coenzyme A thioesterase 4-like. NCBI's taxonomy places the organism in Eukaryota, Metazoa, Chordata, Actinopteri, Pomacentridae. Gene Ontology annotation, molecular function: fatty acyl-CoA hydrolase activity. The transcript has 11 exons. The record is from RefSeq and is a predicted model, not a curated record. Gene Ontology annotation, biological process: fatty acid metabolic process; acyl-CoA metabolic process. Bases 1 to 1257 code for a protein of 418 amino acids.